This is a messenger RNA of Naegleria fowleri, 1224 nucleotides long. RefSeq lists its product as uncharacterized. Gene Ontology annotation, cellular component: anaphase-promoting complex. The record is from RefSeq and is a predicted model, not a curated record. Gene Ontology annotation, biological process: protein K11-linked ubiquitination; anaphase-promoting complex-dependent catabolic process. The transcript has a single exon. Bases 1 to 1224 code for a protein of 407 amino acids. NCBI's taxonomy places the organism in Eukaryota, Heterolobosea, Eutetramitea, Acrasida, Naegleriidae.
AUGUUUCGACUCUCUCAGUUGUCAUCCUCCUUAUAUUUCUCAUUUCCAACCACCACGAGUGAUGAUAUAGGCUCUCAUCACUCAUGGAAUCUACCACAUGAUUUAUUUACAUCAUCAUCAUCAUUGAAUCCUCAUGGACUCUCUCCACCCUUGUUAUUAGAAGGAGGAGGAGGAGGAGGUGGAAGAGGUGGAGAUGGAACAAGUUCAAACGUUCGGAGUCAAGCUGUUGUUGGCACAAUGACCACCACCACUAUGACCACUACUAAUAAUACACAACAACCACAACAGGAUCAUACUCAUCAUCAUGAAGAGGAGGAGGAGGAGGUUCAUCCAACCACCACGACUGCCAUGACAAAUCCCAAUCGAAUUUCCUUUUCCGAUUUUGCUCGAAAUCAUUCCUUUCCAUCCAUCAGUUCUUCUUCAAUGAAUGAACAACAACAAUUCACACUUUUAUCAAAAUAUUCAUCCAUGAUUGAAAUUGGAAAAUAUGCUGUUUGGAGUGUAUCAACUGCCAAACAAGGAAAUGGUGUGGAACAAUUAAGAGAUGAUAAUUGUGAAACAUUUUGGCAAUCGGAUGGACCUCAACCACAUUAUAUUAAUAUUCAAUUUCACAAAGUAUUAAGUGUUCAAGAUGUAUUGAUCUAUUUAGAUUAUAAGAAAGAUGAAUCUUAUACACCUCAAACGAUUAGUAUUCGAUGUGGAACUAGUUUUCAUGAUUUGACACAUGUCAAAACAGUGGAAUUAGAAGAACCAGUUGGAUAUAUUUGUAUUAACAUGAGUGAUGAUGAAAAGGAUAACAAUCAAACCACCUCCAUCAACACCACCACCACCACUACUACUUCUUCGUUACCACAUGGCACCAUUCGAUGCAACAUGUUGCAAAUCGUCAUUUCACAAAAUCAUCAAAAUGGUCGAGAUACUCAUGUAAGACAAGUGAAAGUCUAUGGACCCAUUGAGCAUGCAAGUAGUGGAAGUGUUGUUGGAAAUGUUGCUAUUACUACUACUACUACUACUACUAUUACUCCUACUUUACAUCAUGAUUCGAAUGCCACAACAACCAACACAACAACGAUGAGAAUGAACCCAUAUGUGAUGAGAGGAAGUGAAUCAUCCUCCUCCUCUGUAAUUUCUUAUAAUGAUCCUUUGAAUGGUGGUGCUGUUGCUUCUAGCAUGUUGGAUCAAACGAAUACCAUUCACUUCUCCAUGUUUAGUACUUUGAGAUAG